Messenger RNA from Botrytis porri, 720 nucleotides. RefSeq lists its product as uncharacterized. The transcript has a single exon. The record is from RefSeq and is a predicted model, not a curated record. Bases 1 to 720 code for a protein of 239 amino acids. Lineage: Eukaryota; Fungi; Ascomycota; Leotiomycetes; Helotiales; Sclerotiniaceae.
AUGUCGAGCUUCCCACAGUUCGCCCUUCUCCCAACCGAGUUACAGCUUCAGAUAUGGUAUUUUGCACUGGAGGUACAGGAAGGACACAUUGUCCCAGUGGAGAAUUUACGAUAUGGGCGUCCCAGAAAAUUCAAACCGCAUAACUUAUACUUCGUGAAUUGUGAUUCACGGAGGACGUAUCUCGGAUAUCACAAGAGGAAUUUGGCCCGCUACCCGAGGCUGGGAAUCGUGGUCUUCGACCCGAGGAUAGACAUAGUUUUGGUAGAAGUAGGCUGGGUGAAAUGGAUCAAAAAUGCUUUGACCCAGAUCAGAGAUAGACCAGAGGGCAGCGUUAUGAAAGAUGUCCGCAAUAUCGCCAUCGCCGUAUUCAGUCUCAGUCACGACGGGCUGCAAACGCUUCCCAACUCGAUGGGAAAUACUAUUGCAAGAGUGUUACCAUCCCUUGAAAACUUCGUCUAUGACUUCGGAUAUGACUCGAGAAACCCCUAUUUUGAAAGAUUAUAUAGAGCGAAUCGAGGGAUUGAUUAUGAACUAGGUUCACAAAUUUACAUGCGGAGAGAGGAUGGAAGACGAGAGGAAUUUUUAGUUCAGUCGACACGGGAAAUGUUGGAAGAAUAUCAGCGCAGCGAGAUCCCUAAGUGGAACAUUCCAAGGGUACUGUCAACGCUUGAUAUUUAUCGGGAAACAAUCGAUGUGCGGAGACUAUUGGCAGAAGGAUAA